AUGGAGAUUUCCAAUCCUCGACGUAUUCUUGCAGUCAGCCAACCUGAAUCCGGUCUUCUCGACUUGCUGAAAGGUCUCACUGGCAAGGCGCCGUCUAUAACAGCAGACACAAUAGCAGGCACUACACACAACUGGCCAGUAAAAACAAGCUACUACACAGCAACCAUCCCCAUCUGGCUAGAUGAAAUCUCAGACUCGCAAGUCUGGUCAUCUGAAUUCCUUGCCCCCGAAGCACGGGAAGUGCUCACAGCCCUCGGAGCCUUCGUUGUGUGUUUUCGAAAACCUAUCAAUGAAGCGGCAUUAGCAGAAACUAAGGCAUUGCUUAAGCAUGUCUCGACUGUUGUGAAAGACGGCUGUGGGUAUUCGUGGGAUGGUGCUUGUCUAGCGGUGGCGAUGCCGCAAACUAUUACCCCGUAUCUCGAGAAGAGCUUUGAGGACUGGGAGGAUAUUUGUCAGGAUUUUGGGUUUGAGUUUGUGGAUUUUGAGAGUAAAGGGAGGAAUCAGUAUUCUGAACCUAUGGGUAUUGAGAGAUUAAAACAGGCGUUGGAGACUAAUGAUUGGGCUGGGAAUGAGGAUUUUGAUGUUAUGGAUGACUUGGACCAGCUCAACGGAGAAGGUUAUGAUGAAGAUGAUGAAACAAGUGUAGGCUUUGGUAUUGAUCCUGCAGAGUUGGAAAACGAGAUGCAGGGUAUGAAACAGGCUAUAUAUAGUGGUGGGUUGAAUCUCGAAGACGGCGAAGAGGACGAUGAGGAGGUCGAGAAAUUACAGGCUAUGAUGCUAAAAUUGCAAGCCGUAAAAGAUAUGGCUGCGGGUAUGCCCAAGGAGGAGCGUGAAAAACUCGCUGCUAAGACAGUCAAGGAGAUAAUGAAAACACAAUAA
This is a messenger RNA of Venustampulla echinocandica, 879 nucleotides long. RefSeq lists its product as uncharacterized. The transcript is spliced from 4 exons. The record is from RefSeq and is a predicted model, not a curated record. NCBI's taxonomy places the organism in Eukaryota, Fungi, Ascomycota, Leotiomycetes, Helotiales, Pleuroascaceae. Gene Ontology annotation, biological process: vesicle-mediated transport. The coding region runs from base 1 to 879 and encodes 292 amino acids. Gene Ontology annotation, molecular function: protein-macromolecule adaptor activity.